AUGAAGUCGGUGCUAAUUUUUAUAUUUUUGGUCCUUUUCAUAUCUCGAAACGGGGUCAGAUCCGACGUUCAAUGUGGUGAAAAUCGGUUUUGUCCAGUUGGAUUUCGACCCUAUGCAUCGGUCCAGAAUCAAAACGAAUGGCAGCUUCGUCGAAAUGCAGCACAACGAAUUGCGUCAUUCAACAAACAUAAUAUUGUUGGAGUUUUGAGUUCAAAUCUAGAAUCACUAAAACUGGAAGGCUAUCAGGACGAGUUGUGUUUGGACGAUACAAUUGGUUUCUUAUUGGAUACAAACGUCAGCAACUACCGUAUCAGUUGCAUUUGGACAGGAGUUUCUCAAUUCGGUCAAUGUCGGGCGGUCCCAGAAAUUUAUAUGAACCGCCCGUUUUCAUUUAUUGAUGAAAACGAGUGGAUGGGGAAAUUGAUGUAUGUUCGAUCUGCACUCGGAUGCAAUACUUUCGAUAGAGUCUAUGAGAUGACAAGACAAACUUUGAAAAAUGACGAAAUUUCAAAUUCCACAACUACAAAAACUACAAGAAAAGUGAUGGUGCGCAGAAACUACAGUAACCCGCGAAGAAGCCCCUCCUACAUUUUGGAAUCAACGGAACUGUUCAUUUGCAAUGAGAGAUGUGUUCAAGGAGGAAUCGGAUAUCUCGCCACGCUGAUUAUCAUUUUAUCACUGGCCAUUUCGUUUUUCAAAAAUUGUGUCGAAUUGGAAUAA
Caenorhabditis briggsae is the source of this 720-nucleotide messenger RNA. The record is from RefSeq and is a predicted model, not a curated record. The coding region runs from base 1 to 720 and encodes 239 amino acids. The transcript is spliced from 4 exons. Lineage: Eukaryota; Metazoa; Nematoda; Chromadorea; Rhabditida; Rhabditidae.